AUGGGUCGCCCGUGGGUGUGUCAGGAGGUGGCAGCAUGUGGAAAGCUCUUUAAAGCUCCCACCGAACAGGGACCAAGGGCGUGCAUAACGGUCAAGGGGCUGGAUGCACGUCUCUUGCCCGGGGUAUGUUCUAGGGACCUGACGGCGGUGGAGGUGAAGACAGCUGGCGGUGCUGGAGGCACCAGGAGGCUGGUCAUCUGCUCGGCCUACUUCCCGCAUGGAGAGGAGACACCGCCGAAGGAGCUAGUUAAGUUGGUGGAUCUCUGUCAGAAGGAAGGACUGCUACUGGUGAUUGGGUGCGAUGCUAAUGCACACCACACCAUAUGGGAAAGUACCGAUACGAACGAAAGGGGAAGGAAGUUGCUGGAGUAUUUGGUAACGACUGACCUGGAGGUUCUGAAUAAAGGUAACGAACCCACCUUCUGUGCGGCCGGGAGAAGUGAGGUAUUAGACCUCCCUCUCUGUUCACGUGGGUCUGUGCGGAAAGUGAGGGAAUGGAAGGUGUCGGAUGAGCCAUCGCUCUCCGACCACAGGCUAAUAUCUUUCAGACUUUCAGGUCUCCAAAUGAAAGUCAAGAAGAUAAGGAACCCAAAGAGGACAGACUGGGACUCCUAUCAGAGGGACCUCAAGGAUUUUCCCAGAAAGCACGGGACGGCGGGGGAGUUGGAGCUCUGCGUGGAUUAUCUGCAAAGGGCUCUGGUUGGCUCCUAUGAGGCGAACUGUCCGGCCAGGACAAUCAUCAACAACAGGGGAACCCCCUGGUGGAAUCCACGGUUGCAGAGUCUCAGGGUCAAGGCUCAAAGAGCCUGGAACAAGGCGAGGAACACGGGCCGGCCCUCCGACUGGGAUCUUUACAGGAAGACUCAGAAGGAGUAUAGAGGUUCUGUGGUAGAAGCAAAGAAGAAGAGCUCUAGGGAUGGUGGAGGAAUGGUGUGA
Mycetomoellerius zeteki is the source of this 936-nucleotide messenger RNA. RefSeq lists its product as uncharacterized. The record is from RefSeq and is a predicted model, not a curated record. Gene Ontology annotation, molecular function: catalytic activity. Bases 1 to 936 code for a protein of 311 amino acids. Lineage: Eukaryota; Metazoa; Arthropoda; Insecta; Hymenoptera; Formicidae. The transcript has a single exon.